This is a messenger RNA of Cheilinus undulatus (humphead wrasse), 1192 nucleotides long. RefSeq lists its product as uncharacterized. NCBI's taxonomy places the organism in Eukaryota, Metazoa, Chordata, Actinopteri, Labriformes, Labridae. The transcript has 7 exons. The record is from RefSeq and is a predicted model, not a curated record. Bases 390 to 992 code for a protein of 200 amino acids. Gene Ontology annotation, cellular component: membrane. Gene Ontology annotation, molecular function: cytokine activity; growth factor activity.
GUUGACAGUUUAUGGUUAAAAAGUUGACCCUGUUGGGCUCUCAGGUUAGACCUGAAUCCAGAAUCCUGACCCUGUUGUGAUCAAGUUUGACGCCCCUGGUCUAGUCCUUUCCUGAGUUAUAACAGUGAUGGAUGUCUAGAAGCAGAACUUCAGUCUCAGCUGGACGCUCUAACGCUGCCUUCACUGCCUUGUGGUGUCCUCACUGCCUCGUGGUAUCUUCACUGCCUCGUGGUGCCCUCUCUUCCUCGUGGUGCCUUCACUGCCUGGUGGUACCUUCAUUGCAUCGUGGUGCCUUCACUGCCUCGUUCUGCUGGAUUCUACCGACCCCCCUCUGAUCCAAUGAAGCUGAAACAGGACGUGGUUCUCCCGUUCUCCUCCAGCUCAGCCAGAUGAACAGACACAGGAGAGAACUUACAGCCAAGGCUCAUCAGCUGUGCUUUUGGCUCCUCCUUUGCUUCCGCCUGGCGCUGGCUGGCGUCCCCGGUCCCUGCAGACACUCCGUGACCCGGGAUCAUCUUCUGAGCCUCAACCGCCUGAUCGAUAACCAGCUGGACCACAGCUGUUUCAUCAUCUACCCCUUCACUGACUGUCUCCACCUGAGUAAGGUCUGCUGUGUCAAAGCAGCGUUUCCUCACAUCCUGGAGCUCCUGUCCUCUCACUUCCGUUAUGUCCGGACUUCAGAUAACAGGAAGUACGUCAGCACGCUGGAGACCGUCAUCUACCACCUCUACUCACAGGGCUGCAUCCCUGAGAUCAACGAGGAGGUGGAGGACAGUCCGGUCCGGUUCCUGAGGAUGGAGCAGAGUUCUCCUAAAGACGCUCUGAAGAAAGUCAGAUCUGUGAUCAGGAUGUACAUGAGCCUGAUGAUUGAAAGUUCCGCCCCCAUCCACUGGGACUGUCAGGAUGAGUACGAUGCUGAAGACCGACUGGAGUCCACGACUGGAACCAGCUCCACAGAGCAUCCAUUCAGUCUGGUUAGACCCACCUUCUGAUCCUGAUCCGGACCUAAGACAUGGACUCAGUGUUGACGUGGUAACCUGGAGCUGUUCUGAGAAGGAUUAGACGAGGAUGAGGAGGAGGAUGAGUGUGCAGGGAGGAUGAAGAUGUUGUGAGCUUUGAUGUAAAUAUGAAGAACAAAGUUGAAUCUUAGAGUCUGUUAAAUUCUAUAUUUUAUUAACGUGAAUAAAGUUUG